CUUACUUUGUAGACAUUAGAAUUUGACUGAACUCUAUGUUCUGUUGGCUCAUCUAAAUUGUUAUAUGUUUACCUAAAUUGUGAAUUUUGAGUCCGUGUCAGUUUUAAAUAUAGUCUAACACCUAAAUAUUUUGUCACCGUUUAUGACUCCCAUUUCAUUACUGGUUGUAAAAUAAUAUUUUAUCUAAUUGUUUAACUUAGCUGAAACACAUUUUUACUUAUAAUUAACUUGAAUUUUGACAAUUUUACGUUUGAUUUGUAGUUUUAAAUCUGCAUUUAUUACAUUGUACUUUCAUAAUACUCAUAAAAACCUUAAAUGAUGAGAUUAGGAGAUAGAAAUCGUGACAGGAGUCGCAGUCCGCUUAGAUCAAGAAAAGGAGGAUGUAAAAAAGUAUUUGUUUCCAACAUACCUUAUGAAUAUAAAUGGAAAGAACUUAAAGAGCUAUUCAAGAAAGAAGUUGGUGAUGUUGCUUAUGUUGUUGUCUAUACGGAUGAAAAAGAUAAAUCUCGAGGUUGUGGUACUGUGGAAUUUGAUAGAGCAGAAUCUGCACAACGGGCAAUUGAUAAAAUGCAUCGAUUUGACAUAAAUGGAAGAAAAUUAGUUGUUAAGGAGGAUGAUAUUGAACGAGAUAAAAGUGGCAGACCAAUUGGCAAUGGACCUCGAAGUGGUGCUGGAGUUAUGAGUGUAGGUGGUGGAAGUGGUAAUGACAAUAGAGUUAACAGAUUACCAUUAAGAAAUGAUUAUCAAUGGGAAAACACCUAUGGGUUGUCACCUCAGUUUUUAGAAUCGCUCAAUAUUAGAGGACCAUUGAUUAAUCGCAUAUUUGUUGCUAAUCUUGAUUUUAAAGUUGAUGAAAAGAAACUAAAAGAAAUAUUUAAACUUGCUGGAAGGGUGAUUGAAGUUGAAAUUUUUUCUGAUAAAGAGGGAAACAGCAAAGGAUAUGGAAUAGUUGAAUAUAAUCAUCCAGUUGAAGCUGUUCAAGCAAUUUCCAUGUUUAACAAUCAAUUUUUGUAUGACCGUCCAAUGUCCAUACGACUUGAUUGUAUUGAUAAAGAUCCAUUGGCUAGACUUCCAGAAGGCUUAAAGUCAAUAGGAAUGGGAUUGGGUGCUGGAGGUGCACCUCUGUUAGAUGUUGAAAGAAAUCUUCCAUCAAAUAGCUCUUCUUCUGUUCAAUCUCAAUCUUUAAAUCCUCCAGUAAAUACAUCUGCACUGGCAAUGCUUAGUGGUUUAAGUGCAGAUCGCUUGGGAAUUGAAACUCAAAGUCGCCGUUCUUUUGGUGGUGUAAAUGGCCUUGGAUCAUUAAGUGCUACUGACUUAGGUAUUGGAACUGGAAGCUUGGGAACACCUUUUGGUUCUGCUCUUAACUCUAGUGGAACUGGGACCUUAGGCAGUACUUCAUUACAUCAAACUGCAUUAGGAGGUCGAGAUUAUGAUUCUUUAUCUGUGUCACUUGGUGUUCGAGGAUCUGGCAGUGGUGGAGCAUAUGGUGGAGAUUUUAGAUCUGCAUUAGGAAGUGGUGAUAUGGGUCCAAAGAAGUCUGAUACUAUAAUGGUAAAGAACUUGCCACCUAACACUACAUGGCAAAACUUGAAGGAUUAUUUCCGCGAUUGUGGUGAUAUUAAAUUUGCUGAAGUUGGUAGCAAAGGAUUUGGUAUAAUCAGGUUCGCAUCAGAAUGGGAUGCUGAAAGAGCUAUAACUCUGAAACAUUUAUCAAGAUUUGACGGCUAUACUAUUGAAGUAAUUUAUUUCUAACUUCAAGUGUAAGUAAUCUUAUGUAUUUUUUAAUAAACUGAUCACCAUUUUUAUGGUGUAUAAUAUGUAUGUAAAUUUGGUUUAUUCAAUAUUUAUUGUAACAUAAUUAUUGUCUUUUCAUCAAUAAUUAAAGUUAGGUGUAAUGUACUCUACUACAGCUUUAUGACUGUGUUGGUGUCUUAGACCUCAUUACUAUAAUUAUAUGUAUAACUUUGCUUGGAUAUAAAAAGACAUUUGUCAUUUUGUUCUUGGUCUAAUUUUUUAUAAUUUUGAUUUUAUUGUUUUUGCAAGUCAUUAUAUUUUCUCAUCCAGCUUCAAAUUUGAGUUAAAAUUGAAUUAGUUUGUAAAAAUAUACCUUUUUUCAUAGUGUACUCUUUGGUGUGUGAGAAUAAAUUACAUGAUCAGAAAUUUUA
Messenger RNA from Daktulosphaira vitifoliae (grape phylloxera), 2165 nucleotides. RefSeq names its product myelin expression factor 2 (gene rump). Lineage: Eukaryota; Metazoa; Arthropoda; Insecta; Hemiptera; Phylloxeridae. The coding region runs from base 316 to 1752 and encodes 478 amino acids. Gene Ontology annotation, molecular function: mRNA binding. The transcript has 11 exons. The record is from RefSeq and is a predicted model, not a curated record. Gene Ontology annotation, cellular component: cytoplasm; nucleus.